Molecule: messenger RNA, 973 nt
Organism: Raphanus sativus (radish)
Lineage: Eukaryota; Viridiplantae; Streptophyta; Magnoliopsida; Brassicales; Brassicaceae
Product: calmodulin-like protein 3
Exons: 1
Coding region: 143-604 (153 amino acids)
Molecular function (GO): calcium ion binding
Source: RefSeq, a predicted model, not a curated record
AGUUGUAAUAAAUUUUCUAAAAUGGCAACCACUCUUUUUCUUUAAGAACCAGUCUUUCUUCCCUUCUCUUCCUUUAUAAACCCAUUUUUGUUCUCAUUCAUUUUCUCUUCAAAGAUUCUAUAACUAAUAGACCAUAUUAAAUAUGGAUCAAGCAGAGCUUUCCCGGAUAUUCCAAAUGUUUGACAGGAACGGUGACGGCAAAAUCACCAAGCAAGAGCUGAAUGAUUCAUUAGAGAACGUAGGAAUCUACAUGCCCGAAAAAGACUUGGUGCAGAUGAUCGAGAAGAUUGAUCUCAACGGUGAUGGAUACGUCGACAUCGAAGAGUUUGGAGGGUUGUACGAGACGAUCAUGGAGGAGAGAGACGAGGAGGAAGACAUGAGAGAGGCUUUCAAUGUGUUUGAUCAGAACCGAGACGGGUUCAUCACGGUCGAAGAGCUGAAAUCUGUGCUAGCUUCCUUGGGGCUCAAGCAGGGAAGAACACUGGAGGAUUGUAAAAAGAUGAUAGGGAAAGUGGAUGUUGAUGGAGAUGGGAUGGUUAAUUAUAAGGAGUUUAAGCAAAUGAUGAAAGGUGGUGGAUUUGCUGCCUUAGAAUCAAACUUGUAAACAAAGAAAAGAAAAACCCAUUUUAGGGUUAGGAUUUGUGACCCGAUAUCAUUGUUUUUUCUUCAGAAUGAUUAGGGCUUAACCUUGAAAGUGAAUAACAAAUGGAUUUGCAAAGAGAAAAAAAUUCAACAAAACGUUGUUAGCUUCGUUUUGAACUCUCCUCUACAAAAUAUUUGGGGAUGAUCUUUGCUGUGAACCCUUAUAUAAUCAUGCCAUACAAUUUGAACCCUUAUUAUUUUUGUUCAAUACAAUUGUGGUUAAGUGUUUUAGUCGAGGUCAUUGUGCUGUGGAGUGUGGAGCAAGCAUUUCACAUUCUUCAGAUUUCGUUUUUUUGUUGUGGUCUUCUUCCUCGCCACUUCCCUUUCUUUC